This is a messenger RNA of Solanum verrucosum, 864 nucleotides long. RefSeq lists its product as uncharacterized. The record is from RefSeq and is a predicted model, not a curated record. NCBI's taxonomy places the organism in Eukaryota, Viridiplantae, Streptophyta, Magnoliopsida, Solanales, Solanaceae. The transcript has 3 exons. The coding region runs from base 1 to 864 and encodes 287 amino acids.
AUGGAGACGAGAGGUCCUCAAGUUAAUCACCUUAGCUUUGCGGAUGACAUUAUCAUAUUUACUUCAGGAAGGAAAAAGUCUCUUGAACUGAUUAUGCAUACUCUGAAUAUAUAUGAAGAGACUUCUGGACAGCUAGUGAACAAAGACAAAAGCCACUUUAUGGUCCAUUCUAAUGCUUUCAACAGCACUAAGGACAGGAUUAAGCGAGUUACUGGCUUUAAGCAAAAGGAAGGUCAUAUUACUUAUCUUGGAUGCCCCCUGUACAUUGGCAGGCCAAGAAUUAUUUACUUUUCCGAUCUUAUCAACAAAGUGGUUAAUAGGAUCACAGGAUGGAAGGCAAAAAUCUUGAGCUAUGGAGGCAGAAAAACCUUAGUCAAGCAUGUGUUACAAUCUCUCCCCAUUCACCUUAUUUCUGCUAUAUAUCCUCCCUCUACAAUUAUCAAGCAAAUUCAGAACCUUAUGGCAGACUUCUUUUGGGGAUGGAAAAAUGACAGGAAAAAAUAUCAUUGGUCCUCGUGGAAGAAUUUGAGUUUUCCAUAUGAGGAAGGAGGCAUUGGAGUUGGACCUCUAGCACACUUCUCUAAUGAAAGCAACAGGUUCAACAACAACACAGUGGCUGAUUUCCUGAUUGAGGGCCAAUGGAAUCUGGAGAUGGUGAUACAGCAGGCCCCUCAUAGCAUGGUAGCAAGCAUCUUAGAUACUCACAUUCAGUACCAGCAAGGCAUCCCAGACCAGGAGUGUAGUGUUGGAAGUGGAUUCGCAGCUGCUCGUGGACUGGAUCAUGCAGAAAGCCAAACCUCCAUGGAGUAUCAACACACAGCUACAGCAGCUCCAGCAGCUGAUCAGACAAACACAUUUUUUUAA